CCGUACGUAACAACCACACACUUAGUACGAUACACAUACUCUGAAUGGAACAUUUAAAGUCAAAGUCCGGACGCAAAAAUUAAAUAUGGCGGUGCUGACUGUGGAGAUCGGGCAUGUGAUUUUGAUGGGACUUGGAAACUCAAGAUACAAAGAUUUUAAUAAUGUUAGGAAAGAAACUUUCAAGUCAAAGAUAAAAGUAUUUUGUGUAAUGUGAGGGUGAGCUAGAGGAACGUGUAGUGUAGCUACUUUUGUGAAAAAUUAACAUCCUUCGAGUUUUUAUCAGCACUUGAUGCUUAAAAUAACUUUUAUUUGCCUAGCUAGCUAUAUAUAAAAGCUUAUGGUACAGUUUCGCCUCAUUUCUAGAGAAAAGUUUUUGAACUGCCCUGUUGUGGCUUAUUUUGAAGAUUAAACAUUGCCUGAUACAGACAAUUCAAAAUAAAGUUAGCUAGAUAGCUAGGAUCUUAAAGGCGCGUAAUCACCCUGUAGGCAACUUUUUUUGAGGUACCUAUUUUAUAGUAAAAAUUGAAAGAUAUACAUGAGAAAACAUCCUGAAAAUUUUAUUGAAAACUGACAACCAGAACAUGUUCAAAUGUUUCAUAAACAGUCAGGGAUAACCACAAAUUAGGCUAUAAUAGUCUAAUUAGUUUACGAUAGCCUAUUUAGGCGAUUUAUCUCUCCUAAUUAGGCUAUAAACAUGGUUUUUGCUGCCUAUCGCUGUUCUGUUGCAUAAUCGCAAUGAUUUUAUUAGCUAAAAACAUUCUAUAGAACCCCCUUUUGAUGGUCCAAAUAUAGUAUAAAAUAUAUAUAUAUAUAUAUAUAAAAUAGUUUGUUUUGAUUAAGAACGCAUGUACUGUGAUACGGCUUCUUCUCUGUUUUACGGCCAAGGUUGCUUCUGAAAAAAGGCUAAAUCUCCCACGUGCAUAUUUUCAACAUGGUGGCGCAUAGCCUAAAUAGACUAUUUCUAGACUAAUUAGCCGAUCCGAAGACUUUUGACGUAUAAUUUUUAGUCCCGUGAAGCAAACUAUAAAAAAUUUUGCUCGAACGAACAUAAUGUAAUGAGCAACAAAGCUCCGAAAGAAGAUGGCGCGACUAGACGUUGUUUUCGAGAUAAUCAUAAAAGAAGAUAGCAAAUCGCCUAAAUAGGAGAUACUUGCCUAAAUAGUCUAUGAAAAAUCUCCUAACUAAGCUACCAGCCUAAUUUGCGGUUAUCCCUGACUGAUAAAAAUAGCAAACUCAUCUCAAUUUCUCUUAGCCUACAGAACCGCCAUUACAUUUCAUCAUGCGAUAAUAAACGCACGGCAAAAUCGAUCACAUGGUUGCUGGAUUAAUUCCAUUACAGAAAAAAUAAUGAAUGAGGGAGAGUAUCCGUAGCUGUGUUUCCAUCGUAAUGCUUAUGCUUUAUAAAUGUAUCCACAAAGUUACGAACAUGAUAAAUCAGAUAAAUCAGUUGAAGUUUCUGUGUUAUUCUUUAUUAUUUAAACGUUUUAACUUUUUUCUUCUUAAAUUUUAACGUUUUAACUGAAACCAGACUUCUUUGCAACACUGACCACUUCUUGUUGUUGUUUCUGAAGACAGCUUUGCCUCGCUAGCUGUCUUACUUUCUGAUUAUUUUCCUUUGUUCAAACAGUUAGUUGUUUCCUUACGGAGACAUUAUCAGAUCUAGACAAAAUAUCUAAAUUUUCAGAAUUUCCCCUUUCAUGCUCUAAAUUUAAUUAUCUCCAUAGUGCUGCAACUAUCUUCAACUAUCACAAUGACCAUUCUCCCCCAUUGGGUAAUUUGGCUUAUAAUAUGCAGUAAUCCCUGUUAGGCUAAUGAAAAAAGAAAGAGCGUGAUAAGCAUUAGUUAUCAUAAUUAAUAAUAACGAGGCAAUGCUGUGAUAUCUUCUUUCUGUUUUGUGGCACACAAGGCCUCAACCCCCAGUGCUAGAGUAACCUAUUAUUUGUUACCAGGCUACUCAGUUAUAAUGCGCGACUGAAGGAUGUUAAUAAUGAUAGCAAUAUGAACAGAGAAACGAUGUUCACUGUUGUACAGUUUAAUGAUUAUAGUUUAUAGUUUUUAAAGAAAAAAGGAAAUCAUUUUCAAAAAUUGACCAACUGAGUCACAUUUUCAACCCGAGCGGACACUAACCGUGUGUAACCCCUAAUCGUGUGAUUUACAAUACGUUUACAAUGAAAAAUUUUUAGUAAAUAUAUUCGCAAUAUAUUUUUAGUAAAUAUAUUUGUAAAGUACAAACUUAACAGGUAAAUUUGGUAAAUAUGGUAGAUCAGACACUUAUUAAUAAGGCUAAGGAUAUGUUGUUAUAGCAAUCCCAUGUUGCCAGUAAACAGAGAAAGUUAGCAAGAAAAGUGAAGUCACAUUAGAGAUGUGAAUUUAAUUUUUCCUGCAAUUUCGGUAUAUAAAUAUAUACACCCAGUGUUUGCAGGAUAGAUAGAUAGAUAGACAGACAGACAGAUAGAUAGGGAGACAGACAGGGAGACAGACAGACAGAUAGAUGUGCAUAUUUUAUAUGGCUAGCCUCACAAAUAUCGAGGGAUAUACCCUGUCUAUUAUUUCCAGGAGGGGCCAUGGCUUAGAUGGAGAGUCCUAGAGUAUUUAAUGCUCUUUUUGAGCUACGCAGACCCAAUUAGGGCCCGCGCUUUACUAGACAACUCCUGGCAACAUCCAACGGCCCACACCAUGUGCCAUCUCCCCAAUUUCCCUCACAUGGCUUGGGUUAACCCGGGGCUAUGGUAACAUUCACUCGCCCAUGUUGAAUCGCCGUCAAGAGGAAUUGAACCCUGGUCUCCAGCACAGAGUACGAGGGCAAUAACCACUAAUCUACGGCGCCACAAAGGAUAUAUAAAGACUUAAAAAAGUGGGAAUCAAACUACUGAUUUGCUUUGUAAAGGAAAUAUACAAGACCAUUGUGUACUGUUAAGUGACAAUAUAAAUCUUCUGAGAUAUAUAGAAUUUAUUUUGUUAGUACUAAAAAAAUUGUCUGUUUUGUGUUUUGCUAUAUGAUUGUGUAAGCUAUUAUAUAAACAACGUUUGUAGGCUGUGGAAAUGGUGCAUAAGCUGCAUAGUCAGUGUUUUGUAAAAGAUCUUGCAAAAGUUGCCUUGUUUAUACUGCAAUAUUACUAGGGAUAAUUGAAGAUUUUUAAGUCACUGACUAAUGUCUAAAAUGCCUUUGAUUUGUUCUGUUGGUGCCAAUGGGUAACCAUACAGUUUUGAGAAAAUGUAUGGAUGGUGAAAAUGGUGUCUACCUAGAGGAUAGGAACACUCCAUUGUAAAGUCCCUGAGUAUAUAUUUUUCAUUAAAAAUAGUGAAGAUUUUAUGGUGUUAAAUACUCCCUAACAUAAAAUUCUAAAUAAAGGGAAGAACUAAAAUAAAUAUUAUCUAAAAUUGCGGAUAAUAUACUUGUUAUGCCCUCCCUCACAGAGACUGUUAAAAGACAAUUUCACACUUUUUUUUGGUUCUGAAAUAUCUAUUAUAAUAAUAGGAGAAUAUGCUGUGUCUGGCCGUCAAAUGAUCAGCAGAGUGUAGGUGUUCGUUUUACCUUGUUCGUUUUCUUUUGAUGUAACUGGAAAAGUUGAGAAAAUUUAAUAACGUUACAGCACAACAUAGAUAUAUUUUAGACUAAUGUCAAUAGUAUUUUCAAAGCCAUUACAUUACACUUCUAUGUUGAGGCUAAAUAACCGAAACAGAUGAAAUAACUGACAUCAUCUCCUGUUUGAGUAACUAGAAACCACCUGCAACUAAGCUGAUAAGUUCCUCAAAGUUGAAUCAACUCACUCGUUUAGGGGUUGAUAGUAUAAUCAAAAAAGCUUUAAAACCCCAAUAACUCUGUAACCCUUUAUCAAAAAAUAUGAUCCUAUACUUUUCCUUAAUCAGUAUUUCCAGCUCUAUGCAAUAAAAGCAACUGUCAAACUAAUUUCUUAAAAAAAAUUUGUGUCACAUUGGUGGGUCUUUAAAUUAAAAUGACAGAUUUUUCCAUUGUUUUUCUAAGUUAGUGGAUUUGUCUGCGGGCUUUAUCGACUAGUUUGAGUAUAGUGCAUUUUUAUUCUCAUAAUAUUGAUUAAAUGUUAUUAAGACAUUAAUCAUUCAUCUCAGAUAUGUAUACAAAACACUCAUAUACUAUGAACAAAUUUUGAAAUAUCUAUAGAUAUGAUAUUUUUCUAGAAUAUACCUAAGACAUUGGUAACCGUAAAAGAAGGAUAACCAAUUGUAGAUACCAUGGUACUCUACAUUUGUAAUCCAGAAAUUUGCUUACCUUUGAGACUGUUAGCAGUAAAAAAUGAUAAAAAAAACCAGGAAUAAUCUAAUUUUCUAAUGUUAUUAAUCUGCACCCCAAAAAAGUCAUCGUCACUGUCUAUCAACUAUGAAAGUAAUGUUUUUUAAUUCUAUUUUGGUUUCAGUUUAUUAGUAAAGACUCAUAACAUUAUCUUCUAAUUCUGCACAUAAAAAGAAUGGAAAACCUUUAAAAAUUUUCAGAUAAUCUUUUUUUCAUUGUGCUUUUCCUGGUUGAAAUCAUAUUUUAUCUAUUGUCACUUGGUCUGUGCAUUAGUCCUUUUUAUGAAAUUAAAAUAUUUGGUUUAUGCAUCAACAUAAAAUUGUUUCUUAAGCCUUUUAAGCCGCAUUCACAUCUACAUGUAAUUUUACGUAAGGGCUUACGGAAAAUUUUUCGUAAGAAAUCUCUCCUUACACGAGGUUUUGGUCACAUGUUAUGUAGACUUUCGUUUACAUAUACGUAAAUCUCUUACGUAACUCACAUAAAUUUUGUUUUAAUUUAUUAAGCAUGGCAGCGAUCAUCAAAUAUCACUUUUAUUAACUGCUCUUGUUUUAAGACGGAGAUGGUGUCAAAAAAAAGCAAAAAAACAUGUAGCAACAGAAUGACCUACCAUCUUUUAAAUGAAGUGUAUUCGCAACUGCUUUCCAGGCAUUCUUGUUAAUGUUCUCUCUGUAAAAAUCGGCAUUGCUCUUUUCGAAAAGAAAAGCCUAUAUAUUUAUAAACGACAGUCGAGAACUCUUUCUCCUUAUACAAAAACAUUUUGAAUAUACUUUGUUUUUGCUUUGAUUGAAGAUUUUAAAUUUUAGACAUUCGAAUAUAGAAUCGAAUGUUAUUGCGCAAUUUUUUCUUUUUUUUGGCUUACAUACAGUUUCUUACGAACAAAAAUUUUUGUUCAUAAGAAAAUCUACGUAAGCACUUACAAAACACUGUAAGUAUAUACAUACUUUUUGUUAAACAUGCCACAUGUACGUAAAUAUUUUCUUCAACCUAAGGGAAUGAAUAAACACUGCCCAGUCCAAAAGCCCUUAUGUAAAAAUUUACGUACAUGUGAAUGCUGUUUUAUAAAAUUUAUUUCGCAAUUACUUAGGAUCAAAGCAGCAAAAAAUAGAAAAGUAUGGAAUUUUUAAGGUAUAUUUCUCUUUCUAUUUAUAGGUUAAUAAUGGGUGAUGUACCAAACCUAUUUCAUUUGUUACGGCCAGCCUGUGUAGCAGUUGCGAAAGACCCAUCAACAAGCAACCUUAAGUAUGCAUUGGAAGCUAUAAAAAAUCAUGUAACAUGCAAAAUUAGUGACAGUGCAUUGUUGCAAUAUGUUACUUUCCCCUUUAAAUUAACUCUAGAAAAGAAAGUGUUGAGAGAGGAGCAAAAAAUUUUGUGUUGUAAAUGCUUACAGUUGGCUUAUAGCAGCUGUUCAAGUUCGGUACUGAAUAAAGAAUUGCUGUUAUGGAAUUUAAAUAUUUUUUCAUUGACUUUUUUUUCAAUUCAUGGAGAAACAAAGGAGCAAGUGCUAUCUGAGGAAAUCAAGCUGGCUGUUGUCGAGCUACUCAUAACAACAUUCUCCAAUGUUAACAUUACAGAUUUAGAACUACUUUAUGAUGAGAAUCAAUUACCUUUAGUAGGUCAUGUAAUUUCUAUUCUUUUAAAUCUUGUUGAAAACGAGAAAGAUCAGAAGCUACAACUUGCUUCACUUUGUAGUUUAAAAUUGGUUUGUGGUGAACAUGUCACAUCAGAAAAAUCUAAAAAAGUUGGACAUUUUUUGUCUUCAUUUUUACCUGGAAUAGCAAUGAUGUUCAAUAGACUUUUUACAAAGAACCAGCUGCAACAAGUUAUUAUAAAAGCAAUAAGUACUUUUUCCCAGGUUAUUUGCUUGACAUUAAAUGACAAUAUGAAUCCGUGUGACACAUCACAAAGUCUGGAAAGCAUUUUAAAUCCUUGUAAACCAGAUUGUGUUGAAUGUGAAAAUGAUGGUGGAAAUUUGGAGAAAUCUUUAAAAGUGAACGUAACAAAAGAAUGGAUACAGAAAACUGUUAAAAAUUUGGAUGUUGUUUUUGGAAAUAUCCUUCCUUUGUUGACAUGUAACAGCAAUGUAAAAGUAAGACUGGCACUACUAGAUUUUCUUGAAAGUAUGUUAACUUGCUGUAUGCAGACAUUGUCGUGUUCUGCUUCAGAAUUUCUGGAUGCUGUAGUUAAGUUGACCAGUGAUUCUUAUGAUAAUGUGAAGUGUCAAAGUGAAAAGGUUCUACAGAUGGCUACAAGAAAAUUUCAAAAUCAAGGUAGAAUUAAGCUGAAGAGUCUUUUGGAUGAAAAGUUGUAUGCUCAGUUCUUAUCGUUGCCAAGGAUAAUGAACAGUGCCAAUGAAGAUGUCAAGCUUGCGAAGUUGCAAAUCUUAAAAGGUUAUUUAAAUUUCUAUGGAGAUGUACUGGCUGAUGUUUUGAACUCUUACAAUCAUUUGAAAACCUUUUUGAAGGCUAUACUUCAGGUUUUAAAAUUGGAUCACUCUAACAUUAAUCUUGUUGAAGAAAAAACUGAUAUAAAGAAACUUGCCAUUGACGUCAGUGAAACUUCCAUCAAUCAUAAAAUAAAUAGAAAGCACUUCAAACUGUUCAAUAACAUCAAGAUCCUUACUACAAUAAAAGAUAUAAUACGUUUGCUUGCACGCCAUGGAGAUGUCUAUGUACUUUCCGAUUAUCUUUUGGAGGAGUGUCGAGUAGGUUCUAUAUACAGAGCAGAAGUAAUCUUAGUGCUUAACGAGCUUAUUCUUAGCUGCAAAGGUAACAGGGAACUGGACCUUUCAUCUAUCAGUGAGAUGCUCGUAGAAGCAUACCUGGAAGAUAACCUCUGGAAGUUACCAGUUACAAACAAACACUUAUCAUACAGAAGAAACAGUCCUGCCAAUCCCUUCCCAACACUGUCCUAUGAAGACGAUAAUGACUUGGCAAUGAAUUCUACAUAUUCUUCAAUAUCUUUUGAAACCCUUCACAACAAUAUACAAAUUAUCUGUUUGCUAUUAGAGGGGAUUGGUGUAUGUGCAGAAGUGUUGGGGACGAAUUUUAAUGUCUUGUUGAUUAAUACGUUAUACCCUGUCUUAGAGAAGAUUGGGAGCAUCAACGCGGCUGUAAGUGAGACAGCAAUGGAAACUUUAACUGAUAUUGUUACAUUUUGUAAUUACGAGAAUAUUUCAGAUUUGAUACUCAUAAAUGCAGACUAUUUGAUUAACUCAGUCACGAUGCAGUUUCGGCACUUGGUUCAUGGUUCAGCAGCACCUGCUGUUCUCUGCGUUGUUUUGCGGUUUUGUAGCAAGGACAUGAUGGUGAUCGUAGCAGAUGCAGUUGGAGAUGUAUUUAGAGUUUUAGAUGAUUACCAAGAUGAAGUAGCUGAAGAAAUGCUGAAUGUGUUAAAAUGUUUUGCGAUCGCUGUUAAUAAGUGGUAUACCAAUGACUUCGGCUCUGCUCAUAACAAUGAAUGUAUGAAAAAACCAGGAACAUUGGACUCUAAGAAAGAAAAUAUUACAAGUAUUUACAACGACAAUGUAUCAAUAAAAGAUUUCUUCGAAGAGUAUUGCAGACUGUCUUUGCUAGCUGCAGGAGAUGUGAGUGACAGUGAAGAUGAGAGUGACAAUGAAUAUCCUGGUGUUGAAGAUAAUGGUGGAGUUCAAGAAAAUGAAGAAGAAGAAAAGCCGAAGGAGACACCGCUUCAUUAUCAAGUGGUUGUUAAAUCCCUAAAGAAAUGUGUUACAUACAUUGCUGCGGUUAACGAUAGUAUCAAAUUGAAGACACUUGAUGUCAUCGUACAGGGAGUUACGGCGUUACGCCAGAGAGAAGAUGAUUUGUUACCCGCCCUUCAUGAGUUAUGGCCAGCUAUCAUUCGAAGAAUGAAGGAUACAGAUCAGGUUAUUGUGCUAAAAACUUUAGAAGCAAUUAAUGUUAUGGUCAAGUACUCUGGUGACUUUCUGCGUAAGAGAAUGACAACAGAAUUUCUUCCAUCUGCAGUUAAUUUCUUAGAUAUUAAUAGUAAGAUCUUUACGAAGGACAGAUCAAAGUUUACGCAGUUACAUCGAGUUCAGCAAAAGCUGUUGUCUUAUCUUGGUGAUAUUGUGCCCACACUUGAAGUAUCGAAAGAAGUAUUUUGCGAUGUUGCUACUGUUUGCGCGCGUUACAUCAACUGUCGUUUGCACGAAGCCAUACAAGAGGUGGCAUUGCAAACGCUGCGCAAAUUUUACUGCUACCGACCAGCUGUUAUUUGGAUCCUUCUUCAAUCACUACAAAAUACUGAAGAUCUCACACCACCACACCAUUCAUUCAAAUGUAUUAAACUGUCAAACCGUGCAUUGACGAGGAAUGAAUAUACUGAUAAUAUUGUGAAACUGACCGAUUCCACAAUACAAUAGCUGAGUUAAAAGAUUUUUCUUA
Messenger RNA from Hydractinia symbiolongicarpus, 8673 nucleotides. RefSeq names its product TELO2-interacting protein 1 homolog. Gene Ontology annotation, biological process: chromatin remodeling. The transcript has 8 exons. The coding region runs from base 5382 to 8651 and encodes 1089 amino acids. NCBI's taxonomy places the organism in Eukaryota, Metazoa, Cnidaria, Hydrozoa, Anthoathecata, Hydractiniidae. Gene Ontology annotation, cellular component: cytoplasm. The record is from RefSeq and is a predicted model, not a curated record.